Molecule: messenger RNA, 6091 nt
Organism: Cuculus canorus (common cuckoo)
Lineage: Eukaryota; Metazoa; Chordata; Aves; Cuculiformes; Cuculidae
Gene: RNPEPL1
Product: arginyl aminopeptidase like 1
Exons: 11
Coding region: 16-2649 (877 amino acids)
Biological process (GO): proteolysis
Molecular function (GO): zinc ion binding; metalloaminopeptidase activity
Source: RefSeq, a predicted model, not a curated record
ACGGCUCCCGUGCAGAUGGACCCGGUGCAGAGGGCACGGAACUGGUACAGACGGAUCCAGUGCAGAGGGAGCGAGGAGGGGGUUCACAGCCCCGGUGCAGGGGGCACGGACUCGGUACGGGCGGCCCCGGUGCAGAUAGACUCAGUACAGGGGGCACGGAACCGGUACAAAGAGAGCGCGCAGGGGUCCCGGUCCCGGGCGAGCGCAGGGAGCACCGGGCACGGCUGCAGAGCGCCCGUCCCGCUCCGUGCGGGGCUCCCGCGGUGCGCGCGCAGGCGGCGGGCGGGGCCGCCCCGCACAGCGCCCCCUGCCGGCCGCGCCCGCGGCUCCGGGCCGGGCCCUGCGCUCCCUCGGCCGGUGCCGCGCGGGGCCUGCGCGGUCCUUCCCCUCCUCCCCGCCCCGGUCGCUCCGUCCGCCGGGGCCUCCCUCAUCCCCGCCCGCCCAUGGAUUUCACAUAGCAGCCGCCGCCGCCCCCGCCGCUCCAUGGCGGCCCCGGCCCCGCGGCCGCCCGGGCUGUGCUGCUGCCGCAAGGGCUCGGCGCCCGGCCCGGAGGCUCCGCCGCCGCCUCCUCCCGAGCCUCCGCCGCCGGACGUGGCUUCGGCCUCGAGCUCGCAGCUGUUCGGGCUGCGGCACCUGCGGCUGGGGCUGGAGCUGCGCCCCGAGGCGCGGGCGCUGGCGGGGUGCCUGGUGCUGGAGCUGUGCGCGCUGCGCCCGCACCCCCGCGCCCUCGUGCUGGACGUGCACCCCGCGCUGCGCGUCCUCUCGGCCGCCUUCCGCCGCGCCCAGCCCGGGGAGGCGCCCUGCGCCUUCGCCUUCCAGCCCGGGGACGCGGCGCCCCCCCCGCCCGCAGAGCCGCCGCUGCCCGUGUUCGCGCGCCCGCCCGCCGCCGCCCGCCCGCUCGGCUUCAGGGUGGACCCCUUCACCGACUACGGGUCGUCCCUCACCGUCUCCCUGCCCGCCGCCCUGCAGCCGCACCAGCCCUUCCAGAUCAUCGUCCGCUACACCGCGGCCGACGGACCCGCCAUAUGGUGGCUGGAUCCAGAACUGACGUAUGGCAAUGCCAAGCCGUUUGUCUUCACACAGGGCCACUCAGUCUGUAACCGGUCUUUCUUCCCCUGCUUUGACACACCAGCAGUGAAAUGUACCUAUUCUGCUACUGUCAAGGCUCCAGCAGGCCUACAAGUGUUGAUGAGUGCCACCCAAAGCACCUACUUAGAAGAGGAAGGUGUAUAUCAAUUUUAUAUGGAAUAUCCAGUUCCUGCCUACCUAGUGGCCUUGGUGGCAGGAGACCUUAUACAUGCAGAUAUAGGUCCAAGGAGCAGAGUGUGGGCAGAGCCUUGUCUGCUGCCAACAGCCAUCAGCAAGCUUUCUGGCAUGGUUGAGCGCUGGUUGACUGCUGCAGAGAGUCUGUAUGGCCCAUAUAUAUGGGGAAGAUAUGACAUUGUUUUUCUUCCUCCAUCCUUCCCUAUUGUUGCCAUGGAAAACCCAUGCCUGACCUUCAUAAUCUCUUCCAUUCUGGAGAGCGAUGAGUUUUUGAUCAUUGAUGUCAUUCAUGAAGUUGCCCACAGCUGGUUUGGAAAUGCAGUCACCAAUGCUACAUGGGAGGAGAUGUGGCUGAGCGAAGGGCUAGCCACUUACGCACAGCGCCGGAUCACUACAGAGACCUAUGGAGCUGCCUUCACAUGUUUGGAGACUGCAUUCCGUCUUGAUGCUCUCCACAGACAGAUGAAGCUCCUUGGAGAAGACAACCCAGUUAGCAAGCUUCAGGUCAAACUGGAGCCAGGUGUCAAUCCUAGUAACUUAAUGAACCUCUUCACCUAUGAGAAAGGCUACUGCUUUGUUUACUACCUGUCCCAGCUCUGUGGUGACCCAAGACACUUUGACUCCUUCCUAAGAGCCUACAUUGAGAAGUACAAAUUUACCAGUGUUGUGGCUCAAGAUCUUCUGGAUUCUUUCCUGAAUUAUUUUCCAGAGCUGAAAGAGCAAUGUGUUGAGAGCAAAGCAGGACUGGAGUUUGAACGUUGGCUCAAUGCUACAGGACCUCCGUUAGCUGAGCCAGACUUAUCUCAGGGAUCCAGUCUGACCAGACCAGUGGAGACACUCUUCAGACUCUGGACCACAGAGCCUCUGGACUCUGUUGCUGCUGCCAGCAGCGUUGACCUCACUAAAUGGAGAACAUUCCAAACUGUGCUUUUCUUGGACAGAUUGCUGGAUGGGUCACCACUACCACAUGAGGUGAUAAAAAAGCUUUCGGAAUGUUACUCCUCUCAGCUGGACUCUAUGAAUGCAGAAAUCCGUAUCCGCUGGUUGCAGAUUGUAGUCCGAAAUGACUAUUAUCCAGACCUUUACAAAGUCCGUCGCUUCUUGGAAAACCAGAUGUCUCGGAUGUACACAAUUCCACUUUAUGAGGACCUUUGCACUGGCACCCUCAAGUCUUUUGCCUUAGAAAUUUUUUACCAGACCCAAAACCAGCUGCACCCAAAUUUGCGGAAAACCAUCCAACAGAUCUUAUCACAGGGCUUGAAUCCCCUUCCUGCCAUAGACACUACAACAGUCACUACAGACACACCAGCAAUGGUGCUUGAGGACAAAGUCUCAGAGGCCACGAAUGGUGCCAUUUCACUCAGGGAUGUUAAUGUGUCUGCUUAGAUCACCAGCUCAUGCCAGCCAUGAAGCUUGAAAAUGGGGACAGAGGAAAGAUACAAGUGUUGCCUCCUUUCCCUCAGCCCUGCAGCUUCAGUGUGGUGUUGUAACUGGAUUUCUCUCCCAAAACACAAAGCAAAUGUGCCUUCAAAUAUCCGGUGUGCGACAUUGCCAGGUUUCAGAGAACUCCUUCAGCUGUGGGAUGGAUAUUUGGAAUCAGUUUAUACUGAUCAGAGACUCCUGGGCAGUUGCUUCUCCAUGGAAAGUGGAUACUUCCCUUUCCUGAGGCUCUUCUGGGUGGUUUCUCCAAGUCUGUUUGGUGGUUUUGGUUUGGGGUUUUUUUGUCUUUUUUGUCUGAGGCCACUGAGGCAUGUCCUGCUUGCUGUGUGUGUGUUGCUGGGGAGCAAAUUUGUGUCAGCUGCCAUUAUCCUGGUAUUAGGGCUGAAGUUCUACAAAGGGCAGACUCAGGAAUAGCCAGCGGCAGCAAACAUGUUUUCAUAUUAUGCUCCUUACUGUGACAGAGGUAUUAUGAUCUAGGAGGUAGGGGACUAAUGCUUAAAUAAUUAAGAAACUAAUUUUAAAUAGCUCCUGUUCCCCCCUGCCCCAGGUGGCUAAAUAAUAAUAAUGCUUUUUAUAUAUAUAUAUAUAAGUACAUAUAUAUAUAUAUAAAAGAACAAGGAAACCUUAUGAUGGAUUUUAAAUCCUUCUGUAGUUAGCCCUACCCUCAGUUUUCCCUUUGCACUCAAUGGGACAAGCAAUAAAGAAAAGUAUAGGCUCGAAUUUCAAAAACUUUAAAUUUAGGUGCCCAAAUGCCAUCAAUUCUGGUACUAGCUGGACGCCUAAAUCUAUUUAACUGUUUUGACAAGUCUAGCUGCAGCCUUUGUUGGUGUGUUAGGAUGUGUAGCACGUGCGUUCGUCAGAUGCACUGUCUUCUAUUCUGUCCUUUUGGAAGAAUUAACAGGACCUUUAAUUUAUUUUUUAAAGAUCCCUAGCAUGUGUUGGGCCUGUAAGUCACCAUGGAGAGAUCCAUGCUAAAUUUUUACUGCCUUGAAUAAUAUUUGCCUGAAUAACAGCUGCCCUGUCAUACAGUACCCUGAGAGAAGCACCCUCUUUCUUGAUGUGAAACUUUUAGGCCCCGCUUUACCUGAGUCUGUUUUCUGACUUACAGUGGUGGUAAGAUGGCAUUUCAUUUACACAGCAGAUCUCUUGAUCACCGGCCAGGCAUGCAAGAUGGGGAAACACUGUCUUCUGUCUGCGUUGUUUGGUCUCAGGAAGCUGAGGGCAAAGCACCAUUGGUAUUCCAGAGUACAGGUGAUGGUUCUUAGACUCUGUGCCACAUUGUUUUUAAUGUGAGGGUAUCUGUGUGCCUCGUGGUGAGCUCUCAUGAAGCAUCUCUGAGCUGACAUAUCACCAGGAUAGAGGACUAGUUUGAAUAAAAAGUGAAACGUGGAAGAGGCUCUGCUCAAGGAGAUGUGAGAGAGAAGUUGUUAUAUACUUUGGGGCAGAUUUUAGCCCUGCAUGGGGAUCUACAUAGCACAGAAAGAGGGGAAAUUUGGGAGAUUUUUUUUUUUUCCACCAAAAGUAUCUGUUUACACCCAUGUGUAGAUGGGAACUUAGGUGCUGUUACUGGAUCUGCAUUCUCUGGCUUUAAAUGAAUUUGGACUUCACCAUAGCCUUAGCCUGGGCUGAACUGGGAUAAAGCAAUAAUUAACUCAGGCCACUGAAGUGCUUCAUUAGUUUUCAAAAUGGGCCAUCAGCAUCGUUGGGCUUCAGAACUCUGAGCACUGCUCUUUGCUCCUUGAACGGGAUUAUUUCUUUCGUUCUGUUUUGUCUUCCCAGAAAGAAUGGAGAAUGAUGUUUUCUGUACAAAUCUCUUUCUUUUUUAUUUGUUGUUCUAUUGAAAGAGAUUUUUGCAGGCUGACUUUCCACUACCUGAGUUGCCGCUGUUGGUGCUGCGUCUCCUGGACCCCACUGGCAGCAGCAGCAGCCUGGCCAAGACCAGUAACCACUAGCAUCUUUUGGAGCCCCAGGCCUCCAUUUUAACAUGGUUUUUUUUUUGUGGGAGAAUGUAUGUGACCCUGGUGGGAAUUUUUAAUUUACAUGGAUGCCUUAUGAUGAUUGUCAAAUUAAACUAAGCUUUGUGACAAGUUUAGCGUUUUGGGCAGUUUUUAAGCGUCCCUACUAUGGAUGUGUGGAAGAGCCAACUUGGUACGUUCUUUGCUUUGUCCUUUUCUGGAGUGCAGCAUAGAAGGAGUUGGAAAGCUAUUUAAAAGCUGUACAGCAAGGAUAUUGGUUUAUCUGUUGUUACUACAACCAACUGAAAUACAUCACAUCAGCCUCGUGUUUGAGUAUACAUGCAUCAGAGUGGGGAAAUACUGACGGAACCCAACAGACUUUCCCGACUAAAGAACACGAGAUCUAAGUUAGUGUUUCUGCUCUGAUCUCUGUGAGAUCCCAUCAGAUGGCUAUUACUUGAUUUCAUUGCAGCCUUCAUCAGAGUGACAUGAGGUCUACAAAUAUCACUUGUGGAAAAGCUCUGAAGAGCCAAACCCUUUAAUAAAAUGGAGUAUUAUUUUUUUUUAGCAUUUCAUAGCCACAUUGGUUAAAAUAUUAAGAAUAGUUCUUGUUAGCUACAGCUGUUACUCUGUUAAGCUUGUAUCAGCCAUUUUACUGUCAUGAUACAUUGCAACAUCCUAACCAUGCACUCUAUUAACCCAGAUCAAUUCUACCAAGCAUCCCAGACAUUCUGAUGUAACCAGAAUGUUCUUAUGUUCUCGCACUGCAGUGACUUUUGCCAUUGCCUCAUUUGGAUAACACAGGACCUUCUGUACAUCUAUACUAAGCACAUGUACUGCACAGUUCACCUAGGUCCAGUGCAAUUCUUCAGUCUGUUUUCCCUCUUCGUAUUUGUUGAAAGAUAAAACAACCCAAUACAGUCAACAGAAAUCACAUGACUCUUGUUUUCACACCUCUUACUACAGAUUGAUAAAAGCUCAGUCAUUAUGACCACAACAUCAGACUUUGUGUACAAAAGAAACUACAGUAUCAGAUUUAUCAAGCCACUGUCCUCUGAGACAUAAGAGUAUUUUUCUCUUGGGAGGACCCAAUUUAAAUGACACUGAAUUUGUUGAAGCCCCAGGUAUGUUGUUUUAACUUCUGAUUAUCUGCAUUUCUAAAACUGCACACCUAAUUUCUUGUUUGGAUUUGUCUAGUUUCACCUUCCAGCUCUGGAAGCUACUGCUUUUCUUUACUGUUACUAAAUUCUUUUCUGUCUAAGUAGAUCUUAGCUCUUAAAGAGAACAGAUUGAAUUGUUUUGUCUCUUGCUGCAAGGUAUGUCUCCCACACUUCGUGUAUUGCUUUAGCUCUAGGGUGCAGCGUGAUGUUUCAGCAUCCUUUUAAAGUGGAAAUUGCACAGUUUCUCAGAAAUUACCCCAAAUGCUGCUGUGU